CCGGAGAGAGUUCAAAGAAAGAAGAAGAAGAGCAAUGUCGGCGAACGCAGCGGUACCGUUUUGGCGAGCGGCGGGUAUGACCUACAUCACCUACUCGAACAUCUGCGCCAAUCUCGUCCGCAACUGCCUCAAGGAGCCUUACAAGACCGAGGCCCUCUCCCGCGAGAAGGUUCAUUUCUCCGUCUCCAAGUGGGCCGACGGCAAGCCCGAGAAGCCCAGUAAGCCCCUUCUCCUUUCAGAUCUAGGGUUUUUCUCCAUUUCCAAUUUCUCAUGUGAUUCGAGUAUAAAGUUUCAGUCUUUAAUUUUGGUACUGUUUCGAUUUUAAUCUCGAAUUGGGGGUUACUAAGAUUAAGGGCAGUUGGGUUGAGAUUAGAUUAUGCUAAUUUGAUUCAAAGUAGUGUGGAAAUUGAGCUUAGAAUUUGUUAAGAACCUGAGAUGAUUGAGAUUGAGAUUGCGUCUGAGUGUGGUUUUGGGAUGAAAGUCGAUCGGUUCUUUUCGUAGAGGUUUGUGCUUUUGGUGCUUGAUGUUUGUGAUGAAUUGGUAUUGAUCAGUUUAUAAUGUGUUUUUGGGAAUUAGGGGGAAUUAGUCGGUAAUCACAAUUUACGUUGUGAAGUUGAUUGUGAUCCUUCUCUACAUGGCUGCUUUGUUGUAUUGGUUAGAGUUGGAGUUCAGGUUCUCGUUUUUGGGCUCAACUGCCUUCAUG
This is a messenger RNA of Fragaria vesca subsp. vesca, 703 nucleotides long. RefSeq names its product ATP synthase subunit epsilon, mitochondrial-like. Gene Ontology annotation, biological process: proton motive force-driven mitochondrial ATP synthesis. The coding region runs from base 35 to 325 and encodes 96 amino acids. Gene Ontology annotation, cellular component: mitochondrial inner membrane. The transcript has a single exon. The record is from RefSeq and is a predicted model, not a curated record. Gene Ontology annotation, molecular function: proton-transporting ATP synthase activity, rotational mechanism. Lineage: Eukaryota; Viridiplantae; Streptophyta; Magnoliopsida; Rosales; Rosaceae.